CCCGGCGGCCACCCUCGGGGGCGAGGCAGCCCGGCGCGUGGGAGGGGACGGCGCGCCAUUGGCUUCUGCGCGGCACUGAGAGGAGGGACCAGCGCGGGACGCCAGACUCGGGCAUACUCCGGCCGCGGUGGGUGCCGCGCGCAGUCCAGCCUGGCCCUGGCCUGUCCUGCCCGGCGCGGGCGGCGCAAUGUGAGCGCCGGAGGUUCCCCAGCACGCCAGAUCCGCGCCGCCGGCGCCAGCAUGCGCUAGCAACGUUUUGUGCUGACUGGUGGUGAGAUCGAGCACGCGACACAGCUCUGUGUCUUGAUUGCCCUCCACCGUGCCUGGCACACAGUAGCCCUUUGCAGAGGCCGGGUGCCAGGACAAGAUGGCGGCCAAGCAGCCCCCACCUCUUAUGAAAAAGCACAGCCAGACCGACCUUGUGAGCCGCCUGAAGACCCGCAAGAUCCUGGGUGUGGGUGGUGAGGACGACGAUGGGGAGGUCCACCGCUCCAAGAUCAGCCAGGUCUUGGGCAACGAAAUCAAGUUUGCUGUUCGGGAGCCUUUGGGGCUGAGGGUCUGGCAGUUUGUUUCUGCUGUGCUCUUCUCCGGCAUUGCCAUCAUGGCCCUUGCCUUCCCUGACCAGCUCUAUGACGCGGUUUUUGAUGGAGCCCAGGUGACCAGCAAGACCCCCAUCCGCCUCUAUGGUGGGGCCAUCCUCAGCAUCUCCCUGAUCAUGUGGAACGCUCUCUACACGGCUGAGAAAGUUAUCAUCCGAUGGACUCUGCUCACGGAAGCCUGCUACUUCGGAGUCCAGUUCUUGGUGGUCACUGCCACACUCGCCGAGACGGGCCUCAUGACCCUGGGGAUCCUGCUGCUCCUGGCCAGCCGCCUCCUUUUUGUCGUCAUCAGCGUUUACUACUAUUACCAAGUCGGCCGAAAACCCAAGAAAGUUUAGCUGCCUGCCAGGCCGGGGGCCCUCUGGGGCAGGGAGGCCCUGGGCCUGUUUCUCUUUGGUUCAUGGAAGGCGGGAAGGACCCUGCUUUGCCCCAGGCAGAUGGGUGGCCACCUUCCUUUCCUCCUGGGCACUCCCCAAAUACUGUGAUCUUCUGAGCUUUCAGGUCUGGAGAGGGACGGGGCCUCUGCACCGCUGUUCUUUCCCCACAUAGUGACGCCUCCUUUUCUUUGGUCUCUUGGUCUCCGGAUCCCCUGGACAGACACUGCCUGAAGACCCUGCAUCACGGGGUUUUGGGCUGAGGGGCGGCUCCUGCCCUUUCCGCUGGGAGACUCUUCUCUCUCGAGAGGCUGCGAGCUGCCUCUUUGUCCUCCCCUGACACCCCCAGCCAGUUUAGUUCCCAAGCAGCUGAACUUGGCAUCUGUCUAUGCCUGGAAAACCCGAGGACUUGACCCUAUGCCCUUACUCCUUAUUGUGGGUUCUCCCUACAUGUGGGGACCUCCACCCCCAAACACACACACCUGGCCUCUCCGCAGCCCAGCUGCAGCUGCCAGGCAGGGGUGGCUGUGUUUGAGCUGGCACUUCCCUUGCAGCCUUCCCGUGAGGUGGGCUACAUGUAGCAGAGCCCUGUCCCAGCCACCUUGGCUCUUGGGGUCUCACUUAAGGCUGUUCUGCCUCUACCCCAACUCCUGGAAGCCCCUAGGAAUCCCCUUCUCCCAACUGGCCUGGGUCCAGAGACUGCCAGCGGCCUCCCCCACAGGCUGGCUCUGACAGAUGGACACACAGAUAACCUGAGGUGGAAGCCACCUAGAAGUGAUGGGGUUUGGGGAUGAUGAAAGAAAAGCAGUGGCAUUUCUUUGUCCCUUGGCAUGUUCCCCAGGGUCUGUUGUUCACCAGGCUUAGCCCCCUCACCACUUCCCCCCACUCCCCAGGGUGUUGCCCUCUGAACCUCCAGCCUGCGCUGCCCCCAAGGCCUGGUGGGGUAGGACUGGGUACCCUUCAAACUCAGCAGGGGGAAUAAAUAGGACUAUUUCAGCAGGCUACCUCCUCUCUACCACCCCCCAGAUGCCCUGGAGAAGGCCGACAACUGGCUCCUUUAGAGCUGAAGACCCCGUGCAGGCCCACAAGCUUGGGGGCCCCCCGUUAGUCCUUCCUCCCAACACGCUCCUUCCCUCCAGGACACAAGUGUGCACACCAGGGAUGUCAGCCCGUGUUCUGGAGACACGUGGAGAGAAGCAGUCUUGCUUCCUGUUGUAAAAGUGUUUUUAAGGGGUAAGAUGGUCUGUAGGUACAGCCCAGCUCUGGCUACUGCCAUGUGGGCCUGUGUCUGGGAACCUGACCCUGCCCACACGGGGCCACACUGCCCUCCCCUGUGCCCAGCUGUCCCUGCAGCCACAUGUCUAGUGCCCAGCCGAGUGGUGGCACCACCACUGGUACACAGCAGAGGAGAGGCCCAGCGGGUCGGGUGCCUAAGGCUAUGCUGCUGGUAACCGUGGCUGAGCGGAAAGGAACCUGGACACCAGGGAGGGCCUGUUCUCUCCUGGCGUCAGUGUCAUGCCACUGGAGGUCGUGCCUGUCCUCAGGGAGAGCCCUGGGCAGGCUGGGAGCCCACCGCUGCCUUUGGGAGGGCGUGUUGGCGGCGGGUGGGCAGUUCUACAGGCUGAAGCCACGUCCUCUAAUGGGUGAUGGGUAGUUUGGCCUGUCACCGCUGGGCGUGGCUGGUAGAUCCCCUGGAGGCAGGCAGGGAAACGGAGGCAUGAGGUCUGUAGUCAGGCUCUGUGUUGGGCAUCUGCUGGGGCUGAGCCGGCCAAGCGUUCUCUCAGCCUGGUGGGGCAUGGGGGGAGCACUGCCUUGCUCCAUGGGGUGUCUUGAGGGCCCACUGAGAUGGCGCUGCCCAGGCUCUGACACAGAGCAGCGUUCCUGAAAUUCUGUGCUGUUUGGUUAAACAUCGCUCUGAGGCCCGGAGGGAGGGAGUGCCUGGCAGACAAGACAUACAGCCUGGGGGGGUGGGAGCAGGGAGGAUGGUAAAACAAGGAGGAGUCCUAGCUGGGGAGGAUGCAGUGACAAAGGGGAGAGGGCCAAAGGAACCCACACAUUCAGUGAGGAAGGCUCGGUGUGGGCCCAGCUCCCAUCCUAAAGGUUUGGGAAGACCCAGAAUGUCCCUUCCCCAUCCCCCCUUGCCGCUAGAACCCAGUGUCUUCUUGCCUAGCUCCUACCCCAGCCCCAGCCCACCCCCAAAUCAAGACCAAUUUUCUUCACGGUCACUAUUUAUUCUUUGUUCCUUUUUCUUUUUGUAAGAAAUGGUCACAAAAACCAGUGCAAAACCAUCA
Messenger RNA from Rhinolophus ferrumequinum (greater horseshoe bat), 3264 nucleotides. RefSeq names its product tumor protein p53 inducible protein 11 (gene TP53I11). The record is from RefSeq and is a predicted model, not a curated record. The transcript has 8 exons. The coding region runs from base 368 to 937 and encodes 189 amino acids. NCBI's taxonomy places the organism in Eukaryota, Metazoa, Chordata, Mammalia, Chiroptera, Rhinolophidae.